UACGAGCAUAUGUUCAAUCCGUCCCCUAUAAAUAAACACAACCUCUCAUGCUACCCUUUUGAAAUUAAGAACAAGGACCAUACAAAAUAUUUUCUCUCGAACACAAUGAGACUUUCCAUGAUCAUGUGCAAGCAACCAAGCCCUAUGCUUGACAUAACAAAUGGGAGGCACAAGCUGGAAAUUCUUUCUCCUACUCUCCAAAAACAGAAGGUUGUGAUCGUAAUGGGAGCGACCGGGACGGGGAAGUCGCGACUCUCCAUCGACCUUGCUACCCGAUUUCAUGCCGAAAUAGUGAACUCCGAUAAAAUGCAAGUGUACCAAGGACUCGACAUUGUCACUAACAAAAUUACUGAAGAAGAGAGGUGUGGUAUCCCGCACCAUUUGCUAGGUGUAGUGAAUCCCCACUCUGAUUUCACAGCUAUAAAUUUUCGUGACACUGCUUUGAUCACAAUUGAAUCCAUUUUGGAUCGACACCGGCUUCCGAUCAUCAUUGGAGGCUCCAAUUCUUACAUUGAAACUCUAAUUGAUGGUAGAGGCUUCAAUUUUCAAUCAAGGUACGAAUGUUGCUUUCUUUGGAUAGACGUAUCAAUUCCUGUUUUACACAAAUUUGUAUCGGAGAGAGUGGAUCUAAUGAUCGAAAAUGGAAUGGUGGAUGAGGCUAUAGAAUUUUUCAAUCUGUCCGGGGACUAUUCUAAGGGAAUCAGAAGAUCAAUUGGGGUAUCCGAGUUCGAUAAAUACUUUAGAAAUGAAGCAAUAUUGUUGGACAAGAAAAGUCGCGCUAGGCUACUCAACGAGGCAAUACAAGAAACCAAAGAUAAUACUUGUAACUUAGCUUGUCGUCAGGUGGAGAAAAUACGUAAACUUAGAAACAUCAAGGGAUGGAACAUACAUUGGAUUGAUGCCACUCAAGUGUUCCAAAAGCGCGGAAAGGAGGCAGACAAGGCAUGGAAGAUGCUGGUGGCCGAACCGAGCGCCACCAUUGUCCGAAAAUUUCUUUACAACUUGACCGAUGAGAUUCCGGCCAAUCCAUCCACCAUUAGAGACCACAAUUUACAAUGCCUUAUGGCAUGACUGUUGAUUUCUUGUUCCUGACACUGAGACAUACCCAUCACCCAUGUAUCUUGACAUUCUCAAUUCUAAAUAAAUGUCAAAUUUAAUAGCUACAUAGUGGUAGGCGUACAG
Tripterygium wilfordii is the source of this 1182-nucleotide messenger RNA. RefSeq names its product adenylate isopentenyltransferase 3, chloroplastic-like. NCBI's taxonomy places the organism in Eukaryota, Viridiplantae, Streptophyta, Magnoliopsida, Celastrales, Celastraceae. Gene Ontology annotation, biological process: cytokinin biosynthetic process; tRNA modification. The coding region runs from base 10 to 1071 and encodes 353 amino acids. The record is from RefSeq and is a predicted model, not a curated record. Gene Ontology annotation, cellular component: mitochondrion. The transcript has a single exon. Gene Ontology annotation, molecular function: tRNA dimethylallyltransferase activity.